AUGCUUAAGGUGAUGCGAUUGCUUGGAGAGUUUGGGAACGAUAGUAUGAGAACUAUUCCAGAUCAUUACAUACUCAAGCGAUGGACGUUGGAGGCGAGAAGGAAAGAAGUUGGUGAUGCUGAUGCUUCAGGCGAUACUUCACAUAGUCAGGAGAACGAGACUGGAAAAGGAGAUAUAGCAAUGAGGUACCGAGAAACCACCGCAAUGUUUAAUCAGCUCGCAACAAAAUUGUUAAUGGCGGAUGAGAAAGUGUACAACAGGUGGAUGGGAGCAUUGCAGAAAGUGUGCAAGGAGGCAAACAAGGCAUUGUCAAAGACUAUAACUAGCGAGGACGGGAAUAAUGUACCAACAAGUGGCCUCUCUCUCAAGGAGAAGAGUAAUCCAAGGAAGCACGGCAAGGAACGUUAUAAGUCCACGAAUGAGAAAGAGCGUCGUCGAAAGAAGAUUGUCUAUGGAAAGAGAUUGAAAGCAUUGGAAGUGCUCACGCAGGAAAACCAUUUUCAACAUGAUGACCAUCUCACUGACUUGGAAGACGACCUUGCUGAAUUUGGGUGUGGAUAUUAG
Messenger RNA from Linum trigynum, 564 nucleotides. NCBI's taxonomy places the organism in Eukaryota, Viridiplantae, Streptophyta, Magnoliopsida, Malpighiales, Linaceae. The record is from the annotation of a GenBank genome assembly.